This is a messenger RNA of Lactuca sativa (garden lettuce), 765 nucleotides long. RefSeq lists its product as uncharacterized. NCBI's taxonomy places the organism in Eukaryota, Viridiplantae, Streptophyta, Magnoliopsida, Asterales, Asteraceae. The record is from RefSeq and is a predicted model, not a curated record.
AUGUCUGUCCCCAUAAAAUCUUCAACCAUUGCCACUGCUAUUUCAUGUAAGUUAACCCGUAUCAAUUUCUUACUGUGGAAAGCUCAAGGAACCGAUGAUCUUGCCAGGGAAUCACCAAACCCCGACUAUGAUACAUGGGCGAUUCAAGAUCAUGCUGUUAUUGGAGGCAUUCUUUCCUUGAUGACAAAAGAGGUUAUCCCUCAACUCAUCCGAUGCAUUAACACUACAAAGGAAUUGUGGACAUCCCUCCACACCAUGUUUUCUGCCCAACAUCGAGGGAACUCUAUUCAGAUUUGUACACAACUAUCCGCAACAAGAAAGGGAGACAUGAGUGCAACUGAGUAUUAUCAGAAGAUGACAGGUUUUGCCAACACCAUGGCAAACAUUAGUCAACUUAUGGGUUAUGAAGAAGUGGUUGGUUACACACUACCCGACUUGGGGCUCGGACACAAUGGUUUUUUCACUACUAUUACUGCUCUAAGCAAUGAGCAGAAGGUAACCCUCCCAGAGUUCUACUCUUAUUUAAUUGCAUAUGAAGCACAAGCAACCUCUGUGAGCACUACACUGGAGUAUACUUCAUCAUCCGACAAUGCCACUAGGCAUGAAUCCAAUGCCCCUCGUUGCAACAAAAAUAAUGGGCAUAAUAACUCCAAUAAGAGAAAUAACUAUCGUGGUGGAAGUAGGCGUGUACGCGGCAGAAAUAAUGGCGGCGUGCAAAAUAACAUUCGAAUUGAUUUCUCAUAUCAUAUUAGAUUAAGGGUUUGA